AAAUUCAAUCUGUGUAGCACACAAGUGUUUGAAACAUGUGGAAAUUUUACUGUCAAUAGUCAGAUAAUUUUCGUAGCGCGCCGUAAAAAUGCCCGAAAAUCCAUCAGCAAAGUCGGCUCCUAGGCCCCUGACCAGCAUAAAGGGGACCAGGCCUUCCACAUCCUCAUCCAAUCCCACCUCCAGCAGGAACAGACCCACAGGAACUGGAGUGGCUCGACCACCUUUGCCGAAUGCACACGAUAGGAUUUGGAAGAUCAUGAAGAUGUAACAAUAUCUUCAAACAUUCGGUCCCCAAAUUGGAUCAACGUUUUAAAUCCUGAUAUUCUUUUUUAUAAAAUGUACGGGAUUCUUUGACGAAAAAAGCGCUGAAUAAAGCGAAUAAAUCCCAAAAGGGAAAUAACUCUUAUAAUUUCCUGAUAAGCUGACUGGAAAUUGAAAUAAGCGCAGGCGCUGGUCCUCGUAGAAAAGAGAGUAAUGUUUGAGCUUGUUGGGAAAUUUUCUCUUUCGUGGGUACUUUUUAUCUCAGUUUGCCUGAAGAUGGGUUUGAGGUAAAAUAAAUAUUUAAGUCAAUAA
This is a messenger RNA of Drosophila mauritiana, 573 nucleotides long. RefSeq lists its product as uncharacterized. The coding region runs from base 89 to 268 and encodes 59 amino acids. The transcript has 3 exons. Lineage: Eukaryota; Metazoa; Arthropoda; Insecta; Diptera; Drosophilidae. The record is from RefSeq and is a predicted model, not a curated record.